Molecule: messenger RNA, 388 nt
Organism: Striga hermonthica
Lineage: Eukaryota; Viridiplantae; Streptophyta; Magnoliopsida; Lamiales; Orobanchaceae
Source: the annotation of a GenBank genome assembly
GAGUUCGCUCGGAUGCAGAUUCAGGUUGUUGAUGCACUUCCUACAUCGAUUACGGGGAGUGUCAGUUCUAUGCAGGUUCAGCCUACGCUGAGGGAAAGGAUCCGGCGGGAGCAUGUUUCUGAUGAAUUUGUUCGUGCUAUUGAUGCCAAAGUCCGCGCUGGAGGUGUUGAGGGUUUUCACCGAGACGCUUAUGGAGCCUUGGAAUUUCGAGGCAGGAUUGUCAUACCAAAAGUCGAGGCGUUGCAGAAAGAGAUAUUGAUCGAAGCUUAUACCGCACCAUAUUUAGCCCAUCCAGGGAGUACGAAGAUGUAUCAUGACCUGAAAAGGUCGUUUUGGUGGCGAGGGAUGAAGAAGGACGUAGCCGACUUUGUGAGAAAAUGUUUAACUU